AUGGCUGUUUGGUUAUUAACAAUAUCUUUAUUUUAUUUGAUAUUAUCCACACUGUCUGUUCCUCUAAUCCUCAACGAUAUACACACCUCUUGCGAGUUUACCUUCUUGGAUAAGAAAAAAAUGGACUUUUCCAGUAAAUUAUGGACAAUCGAAACCCGUGAUUUUAUUUUACAUUUUUCUGUGUGUAAAUCUGUGCAACCAGCGUGCAGAAAUGAAACUACGUCUUGUCUUUUCCGCAAAAACAGCACUGAAAUGAUUGAUUUAGGUUACGAGUUUGUUCCAGCCGAUUCUGACGACCCGGUUCUAGUGUCCUUAAACGGUGAUAAAUGCCCCAAAUCUGAUCAAAACUACUCAAUUUCGAUUAUUCUCGAUUGUUCAGAUUUGAUUAAACCGAAGCCACGGCUUGUGGCUCAAGAUAAUCAGUGCAGUUUUGAAAUAUCAGUGAUGAAGCCUGAUUGCCAUCCUAGGUGUACGGAAACUGUUCAAGACUCACUCAUCGAUAUCAGAAAAUUUCCGAAAAAUAUCCUAAUCGAAUCAGAUUCGAGACAGUUUAGCUUGAGUCUUUGUGGCUCAAACAAAAAAUGUAAAGGAGAUGUAAGUGCGUGCGAAAUUAAUCAAGACGGGACUAUUACACCUUUGGCCUCAAUCGACUCCCAAAUACUUGUUUUUAACUAUGGGGGCGAUGAGAAUGGGCUUACAGCACGAGGGAAUUACAGGAAACCAGGAGAAGUUGAAGCAGAUGUGCACAUUUUGAUUAAAUGUAAUUGGGAGACAAAUUUGGCCAAUCCGGUUUAUAGAAAAGUGAAAACACAGGGUAGACAUUACAAAUUCGAGUUAGAAUCGACGUAUGGUUGUAUUAAAUUACCCCACAAUUGUCUUUUGACAAGCAUUCAUAAUUUGAAUUAUGAUUUGAGAAAAUUGUACAAGUUGGACGGUUGGACGGUUCAGGGGGUUCCCCAAGGCAGGAUUUUUCUGAAUAUUUGUGGACCACUGAAACUGCCUCCAAGUCUUUGUUCUACACAGCAUUCGCAAGUUUGUCACGUGAUCGACAACAAGUACAUAAAUAAGGGCAGUAUUUUAUCAAUUUUUGAAGCCACCGACGAAUUUAUUACAGCCACGUUUAGAUCCGGCUCGAAAUGUCAAGAAAAUUCGAGUUUUUCUUAUUGCACUCAAAUUACAAUUAAAUGUUCCGCAAGUGAAAAAGGACCGGUUUUUAUUGAAUCCAAAGAUUGUUCAAUGUUUUUAAUCUGGGAAACCCCUCAGGCGUGCCCUGUUGACUUUUACAAUAGUCAAAACUGUUACUUGCAAAACAGGCUAUCCAAUCGAAACUUGAAAAAACUUUAUACCGAUUUGGACAGAAAGUAUUCUCUGUCCCCAAAUAACAAAACUAUUCUAAUUUACAAUUUGUGUGGCCCAAUUCAUCAGUCUUGCAAUAAUUUUACAAACGUUAGUUUUUGUCUAAUAAAAGAAAAUAAACAAAUCGUCAUUGGUUAUGAUUCGAGGGAAAUAAUCAGUGAUAACGGAUUGCUAAAAAUGGAAUUUACAGGGAAUUCGUGUCUAAAUGACUCAAAACGAAGUAAAAUUUUCGUCAACUUAAUUUGUAUUUACGAAAAUCCACCCCUUUCACCAGAAAUUGAUGAGGUUGAAAAUGAUUGCAAGUAUUUUGUGACCGUAUUUACACCAUUGGCUUGUAUUUCACAACGAAAAUUUUCCGAAUGUAUGAUACACACAAACGUGACGUACGACUUGUCGCCUCUCAUUUUAAAAAAUAAAAAUUAUGUGAUUCCCGGAGACGAAGACAUCGAAUAUGUUUUUAAUGUUUGUGGACCUGUUAUAAGUGGCCCUGGGGCAUUAUGUAGGGGCGAUACCAUGUUUUGCAAGAGAAAUAAAUCUGAACUUAAUAUUAAUAAUCAGUAUGUAUCAAUAGGGGGAGUUGCGGGGCCACGCCUGCAAGGUCACAGUUUGAUAAUUGAAGCACCAAUGGGUGCCUUUUGUGCCGACAUAGGCUAUUACAAAUCAGUUAUCUACUUUGAAUGUUCCGAAAUAAAUUUUCCACCAAAAUUUGUGUCGCAAGAAUCGUGUACGUACAAUUUUGAAUGGAAAACUCCACAUGCAUGUCCACAGAAAGAAAAUCUUACGAUUGAAAAUCUGCCUAGGAAACAAAAACACGUUCCGUAUGUCAUUGAAAAUGUGACAUUGUUAACUGCAAAACCCCAAAAAUUGGAACGCAACUGUACAAUUUUUAACACAGGAUACGAAUUUAAUUUAAAUGAACUGAAAUCACAAGUGAUACUCCAUAAAAGUAAUAAAUUUCAAAUUAAUUUCGAUCAAGAUAUUUCAAAAUGUGUCGGUAUUUUUUGCAAGAAUUACGUUACAGUAGUACCACAAAUGUGCCCCACGACAUCAUUCAAUUACUCAUCGCAGAUUAUUAAGUUGCAAUAUUCCAGCCAAAUUGUUUGUGGUUCAAAGGGUUUAUACGAAUUCGAAGUCUUAUUGAAAUGUGGUAAAAAUAAGACAAUUGGAAAGCUUUUUGAGGAUGAAAAUUGUAAAUCUGUUGUUUUGUAUAAUUUACCAGAAGCUUGUUUUUCGUUGAAACAAGAAACAGUAUCUACGGUUUCUGCAGCUGCAAUAGUGGGGAUUAUAAUCAGUAUUUUACUUCUCAUCAUUUUCAUUUUUGUUGUUUAUUUAAAUAGAAGACGAUUCGAUUUCUUUAAUGAUUCACGCUGUAAUAGCAAGACUUCUGUCACAAUUUAUUUAAAGGACUUUGCAGAAUAAUUUUUUUCUUUAAUUGAACGAAUUAGUAUUAAUUUCGUUGACAUAGUAUUUUUACUUGUAUUAUAAUUUUUUUGUAUUGUUUUUUUUUUCUAAAUAAACUUUUUCUGUUUUAAAUUAUAA
Molecule: messenger RNA, 2895 nt
Organism: Tribolium madens (black flour beetle)
Lineage: Eukaryota; Metazoa; Arthropoda; Insecta; Coleoptera; Tenebrionidae
Product: cation-independent mannose-6-phosphate receptor-like
Exons: 14
Coding region: 1-2775 (924 amino acids)
Biological process (GO): lysosomal transport
Molecular function (GO): D-mannose binding; signaling receptor activity
Source: RefSeq, a predicted model, not a curated record